This is a messenger RNA of Dictyostelium discoideum AX4, 171 nucleotides long. RefSeq lists its product as hypothetical. Gene Ontology annotation, cellular component: extracellular region. Bases 1 to 171 code for a protein of 56 amino acids. The transcript has 2 exons. NCBI's taxonomy places the organism in Eukaryota, Evosea, Eumycetozoa, Dictyosteliales, Dictyosteliaceae. The record is from RefSeq and is a predicted model, not a curated record.
AUGUUUACUUUAAAAGAGAAUAAUCCCUCAUUAAUAACUAUUUUUUUUUUUUUUUUCUCUAACAACGCAACAACAACUACAACUACAACUACAACUACAACUACAACUACAACUACAACUACAACUACAACUACAACUACAACUGCAACUACAACAACAACAACAUUUUAA